This is a messenger RNA of Capsicum annuum, 1581 nucleotides long. RefSeq lists its product as uncharacterized. The transcript has 8 exons. The annotation marks the transcript as partial. Lineage: Eukaryota; Viridiplantae; Streptophyta; Magnoliopsida; Solanales; Solanaceae. The record is from RefSeq and is a predicted model, not a curated record.
AUGGAUUCUUGUCCUAACUUUAGUUUAGGACUUAGUCAGUUAGAUAUACCUGUUGGGUUUGUUCCUGGUACAUUUCAUUUUGAAGAAUCCGAUUUCGCAGAGAAUCGUUCAAAGCAUCGAAACGAUCCCACAACAAUGAAAAAAUUGAAGGAAGCCACCACUUCCAAAUCAGAGAAAUCAACUUCAAAAACGGGCAUGAAAUAUCAUAUAGAUAAAAUCCCGGAGCACUCUUUGCAUAUUUUGAGCUUAUGCAACUGUGGUUUUGCUGGAGACAUAAAGUCUUAUUUUGGAGAAGAUGUUUUGGGGACAUUUAGAUAUACGUUAUUUGGAAUUUUUCUUGACCUUCCACAGUGCAACUGGAUUGGGAAGAUUUCAAAAUGUCUCCUUAUGCUAGAAAUUCAACAAGAUAUUAAGGAUGAGAUACAUGUGUGUGUGCAGGGGAAGAUUUUGAAAUUUACCAUGCUUGAAUUUGCCAUUAUCACCGGCCUGAAAUGCACCAGUGAUAUUGAUGAGUUUAUGUAUACUUCAUCAUCAAAAUCCCCUUUGAUGUUGAAGUAUUUUCCUGAAUCUGGAGGUGGUAUAACUAGGUCAAAACUGAUAACACGUGUGAAGAUGGGAAAUUUCGAGAACUCUGAAGAUGCUUUGAACCUUACGAUAUUAUAUUUUAUUCAUACAUUCAUGUUAUCUCAGCAUAAAGAAGCACCAAUCAGUGUAGCUCACUUCCAAAUGGUCGAGUGUUCUUUCAAGAAUUUACAGCCUACAAACAAAGAAGUCCGUACUUUAGAUUUGUUUUUCUUUGAGAAUUUUGUGGUUUUUGAUCCAAUAUCUGCUGCUUCCACUUCUGUUGCUGCAAAAAUACAAACGGCAGGUGAUGAAGAUCAAUCGCGUGUUGUCACUAGAGAUGACGACUAUGAUGAUUUCACCACUGGACCUACUCAGAAAUUUUUAAGAAAUGCUCAUUUGGCUAAACCUGUAUCAACUGAACAACCAUUCAAAAGAAGAAAAACAGUUAUACUUCAGAAAGUUAGUCCAGUUGCGACAGAUGGACAGAAAUCAACAAGUUCUCAUUCGGUAUGUCGUGUGUCGGAAAUUGGUGUUUCCCCUGAGCGCGAACAACUCAAGUCUGUUCCUUCGUCUUCCUCAAUGCCUGAAGGGACUUCUAAGUCUAAUUUAAAUGUGGAGCAGAUAAAGAGUUACAUCAAAACAUAUAUUGCUGAGCUGAAAACACUAAUCUCCAAUAUACCUACUGAGGUUGUUAAAGCAUUGAAGAAAGAAGAGAAUAAAGAAUCUUUGGAGGAGAAAAUUGUUCAUCAACAAGAAGGUGCAGAAGAAGAAUCAAAAAUAAAUGACAGUGUUCAUAAGAUUGAUUUGUCGCAUGAAGAUGAGUACACGAGUCCAAUCAUUCACAUAACCAAUGAUGAACCAACAGUACUUGAACCUUUGGAAACAGAGAUCCAAGAUUGUGUCCACGUUCAUACUGAAUGUCCAACAAUAGUUGAGGAUGAGCAUAUGAAUGAUCAAGAAGAGGGACAUGAAGAAGAAUUGAAAAACACGCACAUUACUGAAAUGAAAGAUAUAUUG